AUGACGAACAGUGCUAGUGAAACUCCAAAGCUUACAGAGCCCCGUCUUUCAGCAAGUCUCGUCCUGGUCAACAGUCACAACGAAGUACUUCUUGUUCAGCGCAACCCACAGGCUAAUUCAUUCGCUGGCCAACACGUUUUUCCUGGCGGAAAUUUUGACGCCAAGCAGGAUACGUCCUUAGAAUGGACUGCUAUCAGAGAAACUUUCGAAGAAGCGGGGCUACUGCUGGCUUUGUCGGAUACUCCGAGCACAUUACUCGAUAUCGACUUCACUCAGGCUAGAAAAGAUGUCCAUGGAGGACAAACGACGUUCUCGACGUUUCUUACAAACAACAACCUAAGAGCCGACUUAGGCGCUUUGCUGCCGUUUACUACAUGGGUGACACCACCGGCAGCAGCCAGACGAUUCCGCACAGAGUUCUUUAUCGCAUUCCUUGAGGAUUCUACAUCGGAUGGGCUACAUUCAGGUAGACAAGAACACCUUCCGACUCCUGAUGGUGGACAAGAAGUCAUUCAAGCGCGAUUUUUGCGUCCAGAAUCGGCAAUAGAGGACUACAGGAAUGGGAAAAUUGGCCUUCUCCCACCCCAGUACUACAUUCUGGAAACGCUUCGCCUCAUCCUUACUGGAUCGUCCAAUACCGAGAGCCAGAGAAAUACAGUUCAGAUGUUGUCUAGAGCUGCAUUCGGACGGAUGGUGAUCAACCCAAAGUUUCUCCGUGUCAAUAACGGAGUGAAUCAAGCUUUCGUCUACGAGGGCGAUGAAUUGAGAGGUGGUCCAAAGGGUCGGCUACACCGUAUGCCAUUCUCUCAGAUGAAUUUGCAGCGCAACUUUGACUUGUUCACUCAAUGCCCGGUCGAAGUUGAUAUACCCAAACUUUAA
Molecule: messenger RNA, 879 nt
Organism: Suillus discolor
Lineage: Eukaryota; Fungi; Basidiomycota; Agaricomycetes; Boletales; Suillaceae
Product: NUDIX domain-containing protein
Exons: 4
Coding region: 1-879 (292 amino acids)
Cellular component (GO): mitochondrion
Molecular function (GO): hydrolase activity, acting on acid anhydrides, in phosphorus-containing anhydrides
Source: RefSeq, a predicted model, not a curated record